Molecule: messenger RNA, 336 nt
Organism: Echinostoma caproni
Lineage: Eukaryota; Metazoa; Platyhelminthes; Trematoda; Plagiorchiida; Echinostomatidae
Source: the annotation of a GenBank genome assembly
AUGGAAACAACUAACAUGUCCUUGGCUUCCCAACUGCGUGGGACCACACAGCAACAGGUCAUGCUCAAUUCCAACGCAAUUUUUUACGAACGUUUGUCCCGUAAUCUGCAGCUUACUCUGGCUGGUGAUAUUCAGCUCGGUCGUCUUGGCGGUUUGACUGUUGGUCAUGGAGAUGUGUUCAUACUGAGCUCGGACGAUCUGAAUCUAGUCAUACACAUUGUUGAAGUCGGAAAUGGCUUAGUCACCUUUCAACUUCGUGGACUGGAAUUUGUCGGUGAGUGCACCUUGUGUCAGAUUUCUGCUUUUAUCCAUAAGGAUUUCCCUCCCUCAUUUUAA